Messenger RNA from Lactuca sativa (garden lettuce), 1271 nucleotides. RefSeq lists its product as uncharacterized. Gene Ontology annotation, biological process: protein folding. The record is from RefSeq and is a predicted model, not a curated record. Lineage: Eukaryota; Viridiplantae; Streptophyta; Magnoliopsida; Asterales; Asteraceae. Gene Ontology annotation, cellular component: cytoplasm.
UUGCAGAAUGAGACUCAACCGGAAAACUUCGUUUAUAGACUCUCGCUGACAUUCUCUCUAACGUGGAUCGAAGCAAAUUUACUACAAAGUCGUCGUCUAUCCGGCUCGUGGCUAGAGGAAACACUGAUCAAUCGUUCUAAUUAGUCUUCUUUUUUGGCUUCUGUUUCCGGGUUUGCUAACGUUAUCAUUCAACAAGCGUAGGUUUCGAGCAACAAAACCCAUAUCCGAUCUGAUCAUAAUUCAUGAAUCUUAACCCAACCACAUGUUGUAAUUAGAAGAGAAAGGUUGAUACUUGAUAGUUAGCAACAAUGGCGGAUUAUCACUUUGUGUACAAAGAUGUUGAAGGAGCAUCAACACAAUGGGAUGAUAUUCAAAGAAAGCUUGGAAAUUUACCUCCAAAACCCCCUGCCUUCAAACCUGAUCCUUUUACUCCUGCAGAAGAUGAAGAUUCAAAACCUAAAGACAAAAACUGGAUCGAUAACAAGACAGAAGAAGAACUUGAAGAUCUAGAGGAUGAUCUUGAUGAUGAUCGAUUCCUUGAAGAAUACAGGAGAAAGAGGUUAGCAGAGAUGAAGCAAAUAGUGAAAGUUGCAAAAUUUGGAUCAAUCAUACCGAUUUCUGGAUCAGAUUUUAUACGUGAGGUAUCACAAGCUCCAUCUGACGUAUGGGUAGUGGUUCUUUUAUAUAAAGACGGGUACCCUGAAUGUGGAGUACUAAUGCAAUGCCUUGAAGAACUUGCAACAAUGUAUUCGGCCACAAAAUUUGUUAAAAUUAUAUCAACUGACUGUAUUCCUAAUUACCCCGAUCGCAAUCUUCCCACUUUGUUGGUCUAUAAUAACAGCGCAGUUAAGGCGAAUUAUGUGGGUUUACAUACUUUUGGUCGUAGAUGCACUCCGGAAGGUGUUGCUAUGAUUUUGUGUCAAUCGGAUCCUGUUCUUAACGAUGGGCAGAGUGAAGGGGAAGCUUCUAGAGAUGCUGUUCUUGAAGGGGUGAGGAGGAGGUUUAUAGAGAAAGUGGUUACUCAGCAUGAAAAUGAUGAUGAUGGGUCAUCGAGUGAUUAGCAUUGUGGUUGUCGUUAUGUUAAAUCAUAGGUAUUUUGUUGUUACAACCUUUUAAGACAGUUUUUGUGUUUCUUCUAUUUUCUUUUGAUUCGUGCAACUUACACAUUAAAAAUUCCCAUCCGAAAAAUUCUGUAUGUUUUCUGGAAGUUCUUUUUCAAAUGUAUUAACAAUUUAUUUUGUUUACUUGUAUUUAUGGUCGUUUGACAUUCA